UCCUGGAGGCUGCGCGGAGGAGGAGGCCGAGGCGUGCAAAGAGAAUUCUGAAGACUAGGAUCUGAAGAUGAGUAAAAAGCCCCCAAAUCGCCCCGGAAUCACUUUUGAGAUUGGUGCUCGUUUGGAGGCAUUGGACUACUUACAAAAAUGGUAUCCAUCACGAAUUGAAAAAAUUGACUAUGAAGAGGGCAAAAUGUUGGUCCAUUUCGAGCGGUGGAGUCAUCGUUAUGAUGAGUGGAUUUACUGGGAUAGCAAUAGAUUGAGACCACUGGAAAGGCCUUCAUUAAGAAAGGAAGGACUAAAAGACGAGGAAGAUUUCUUUGAUUUUAAAGCCGGAGAAGAAGUGCUAGCUCGUUGGACAGACUGUCGCUAUUACCCUGCCAAGAUUGAAGCAAUUAACAAAGAAGGGACAUUUACAGUUCAGUUUUAUGAUGGAGUAAUCCGUUGUUUGAAAAGAAUGCACAUUAAAGCCAUGCCUGAAGAUGCUAAGGGACAGGUGAAAUCCCAGCAUCCACUAAGCUGGUGUUGUCCUCGCGACCCAGCUGGAUCGUGCAACCAGUCUCUGGGAAGUGAGGAUUGGAUAGCUUUAGUCAAAGCAGCUGCUGCAGCUGCAGCCAAGAAUAAAACAGGGAACAAACCUCGAACCAGCACUAACAGCAAUAAAGAGAAAGAGAAAGAUGAAAGGAAAUGGUUUAAAGUACCUUCAAAGAAGGAAGAAAAUACAAGUUCUAUAGCUACCCCAGAAGUUGAGAAGAAGGAAGAUCUGCCCACUUCUAGUGAAACCUUUGUAGGGCUUCAUGUAGAGAACGUUCCAAAGAUGGUCUUUCCACAGACAGAGAGCACAUUAUCAAACAAGAGGAAAAAUAAUCAAGGCAACUCAUUUCAGGCAAAGAGAGCUCGACUUAACAAGAUUACUGGUUUGUUGGCUUCCAAAGCUGUUGGGGUGGAUGGUGCUGACAAAAAGGAAGACUGCAAUGAAACAGCUCCAAUGCUGGAGCAGGCGAUUUCACCUAAACCUCAAAGUCAGAAAAAAAAUGAAGCUGACAUUAGCAGUUCUGCCAACACUCAGAAACCUGCACUGUUAUCCUCAACAUUGUCUUCAGGGAAGGCUCGCAGCAAGAAAUGCAAACAUGAAUCUGGAGAGUCUUCUGGGUGUAUAAAAGCCCCUAAAUCACCACUUUCCCCAGAAUUAAUACAAGUCGAGGAUUUGACGCUUGUAUCUCAGCUUUCUUCUUCAGUGAUAAAUAAAACUAGUCCUCCACAGCCCGUGAAUCCCCCUAGACCUUUCAAGCAUAGUGAGCGGAGAAGAAGAUCUCAGCGUUUAGCCACCUUGCCCAUGCCUGAUGAUUCUGUAGAAAAGGUUUCUCCUCCCUCUCCAACCACUGAUGGAAAAAUAUUCUCCAUCAGUUCUCAAAAUCAGCAAGACACGACAGUAAUAUCAGAGGUGCCUGACCAUGCACAUUUGCCACUUGAGAAGCUGGGACAUUGUCUCCCUCUUGAUUUAAGUCGAGGUUCGGAAGUUUCUGCACCUCUAGCCCCAGAUUCCUCUUACCAGAACGAAUGUCUCAGGAUAGAUAAAGAAGACACGCAGAUGCUUCCGAAUCCUCCUUUCAAAGCAGUUACUGAUGGAAGAGGAGUUGCAACAGCACCAGGAAUAUUGAAAACAGAGAAAAAAGUGAAAUUGGAAGAAAAAAGCUCAACAGCAUUUGGGAAGAGAAAAGAAAAGGAUAAGGAGAAAAAAGAGAAGAGAGACAAAGAUCACUACAAACCUAAACAGAAAAAGAAGAAAAAGAAGAAAAAGAAAUCUAAGCAACAUGACUAUUCAGACUAUGAAGACAGUUCCCUAGAAUUUUUGGAAAGGAGCUCUUCUCCACUGACUGGGAGUUCUCUGGCUCUGCGAAGCAUGUUUACGGAGAAAAACACAUCUUAUCAGUACCCAAGGGCAAUUUUGUCAGUUGAUCUUAGUGGUGAAAACUUAUCAGAUGUGGAAUUCCUGGAUGACUCUUCAACAGAGAGUUUACUUCUGAGUGGUGAUGAAUAUACUCAGGACUUUGAUUCUACCAAUUUCGAGGAAUCUCAGGAUGAAGACGAUGCCCUCAAUGAAAUUGUGCGAUGCAUUUGUGAGAUGGACGAGGAGAAUGGCUUCAUGAUCCAGUGUGAAGAGUGCCUGUGCUGGCAGCACAGCGUGUGCAUGGGGCUGCUGGAGGAGAGCAUUCCCGAGCAGUACAUUUGCUACAUCUGCCGAGACCCUCCUGGCCAGAGAUGGAGUGCAAAGUACCGUUAUGAUAAAGACUGGUUGAAUAAUGGGAGAAUGUGUGGAUUGUCAUUUCUAAAAGAAAAUUAUUCUCAUCUCAAUGCCAAAAAGAUAGUUUCUACACAUCACUUGCUUGCUGAUGUCUAUGGUGUUACAGAAGUGCUUCAUGGGUUACAACUGAAGAUCGGAAUACUGAAGAAUAAACAUCAUCCUGACCUUCGCCUCUGGGCUUGUUCUGGAAAACGAAUAGACCAAGAUCACGUUAUUGCUGGAAUGGAAAAAAAUAUGACAAUGCAAGACAUCAUUAAUUUAGAAGAAAAGAAACAUGUACAAAACCAUAAAGAGCCACCUCGAUUCCCUCUAAAAAUGGAAGGCACUUACAUAACCAGUGAACACAGCUACCAAAAGCCACAAAACUUUGGUCAAGACUGCAAAUCUCUUGCAGAACCAGGGAGUUCAGAUGACGAUGAUGAUGUCAGUAGUUUUGAAGAAGAACAGGAAUUCCACAUGAGAGAGAAAAAACGUUUACAGCACUCAGGAAGAGAAGAUGGAAUGUCCCAAAAGACUGCUGCGGAAAAGAAGACAGUCUUUGUCUAUAGUGAGAAAAAGAGCCCCGAAGACCCAGGAGAUUCACAUCUCCAGUGGCAGCUCAAUCUCCUUACCCACAUAGAGAAUAUGCAGAAUGAAGUGACCAGCAGGAUGGACCUCAUAGAGAAAGAAGUCGAUGUUCUCGAAAGCUGGCUUGAUUUCACAGGGGAGCUGGAGCCUCCUGACCCUCUCGCAAGACUGCCCCAACUUAAGCGCCACAUCAAACAGCUCCUGCUUGACAUGGGCAAAGUUCAACAGAUAGCCACACUUUGCUCUGUAUGACAACGGUGAAAAUCGAAGGAGAGGGAGAGGGGCACUGCAUUCUUCAAUCAAAUCAUUUUUUUGCUACCCACAUAAUAGUGGAUAGUUAGAAUAAGUCAAAAAGCUUAGACGUGUUUGGUCACUAACUCUGACACUUGUCUUGGUGGCACCCUGGAGAGGAAGAGGUAGAACUACUUUGACAAGCUCAUAUAGAGAAUUAAUAUGAGAAAACUACAAAAGAUAAUGUGUUCUAUGCUGAAGAUCAGUAAAGUAGGUUAUAUUCUAUACAGAGAGAAUUAAGUUAGCAGGAUUUUCGAGUAGUUGCUUUCAUGAAGCUUGGUAUUCCUGUAGGAUGAAAUGUGGUGCGUGAAUCUAGUUUCUAGCAGAAAGACCCUUGUUUAUAGAGCGGAUUUUGGCCAGCAAAAUUGUAGAGAAAAAUUAAGUUUCUGGAGAGUUUAAC
Messenger RNA from Suncus etruscus (white-toothed pygmy shrew), 3563 nucleotides. RefSeq names its product PHD finger protein 20 like 1 (gene PHF20L1). Bases 68 to 3124 code for a protein of 1018 amino acids. Gene Ontology annotation, cellular component: NSL complex. The transcript is spliced from 21 exons. Lineage: Eukaryota; Metazoa; Chordata; Mammalia; Eulipotyphla; Soricidae. The record is from RefSeq and is a predicted model, not a curated record. Gene Ontology annotation, biological process: regulation of transcription by RNA polymerase II.